AGGUUUACCUGCGCGAAAGGCCAUUGAAAAGCGGAGGAGAGAGAAGGCCAGAGAUCGGGACAUUGGACCCGCUGCGAGGUCUUCAGUAAGACUUUCUCUCGCAGGAAAAGCUAGCGUCUUUGCGCUAGCCCACGGCCGCGUGUCGAUGAAAAUCGCUCGAGAGCCAGCUCUCAGGGUGCCGGAGAAAGCGGCUGAUUUGAGUCGUGUGGCACGGUUUUUCGCGGGCAUAAGCAACCCUUCGCCGAUUGAGUCUUUUAAAACGCAUUGAUUUUCAAAUCGGACGGAUCUGCCGAGUAUUUUGAAGACUGUUUCGUGAUCGAAUUCCUUCGUUUCGCCGCAUGCAGGCGAUCCAACGUCGAGCGCACCAUGGCGACCUCUACGUCGGGCGGAGCUCAGCAAACCGUCGUUGAAGAGAAGCUGAAGAAAGCGCUUUCUCCGGCUUUCCUCAAACUUGAGGACAAGAGUUGCGGAUGUGGAGCAGCUUACGACUGCGUGAUUGUCAGCGAUGCAUUUGAUGGUAAGAAACUUCUUCAGCGCCACCGAAUGGUCAACGAAGCUCUGAAAGAUGAACUCCCGAGCAUCCACGCGUUCUCGAUGCAGUGCCAUACCCCAGACGAAUGGCGGAGUAAGCCGGCGCAGUAACUUAUAAACGCAGAGUGCCGCGCUGAUCGGAUUAACGUUCGCGCCUUGGAAUAUACUUCAACCGUCGAGAUCGAAGGAAAACGAAAGACUGACGGCUCUGAAACUUCCGACGCGAUCCCAUGCUCGUCUUGGCGCGCAGCCUUCGGUCGCAAACCGAGGGGCGAAUGCGGUGCACCGCAUGCAUAGAGCAGACUGUCGCGUGUUUUGUUUCACCGACAUUACGGUAUACAGUUCAGGCUUCUCUACUGGAAUAAAUAUUGUGCCACUGUGGGGGUCUUAGGAAGCCGCCCGGAGUUACUUAUCUUUCUAGGAUCCCGAGAACGCUUUCUGCUUGUGCGGCCAGGGUGAGUUUUUCCCCAUCGUGUCGCCCUUGAAAGUC
Molecule: messenger RNA, 1021 nt
Organism: Toxoplasma gondii ME49
Lineage: Eukaryota; Apicomplexa; Conoidasida; Eucoccidiorida; Sarcocystidae
Product: BolA family protein
Exons: 2
Coding region: 367-642 (91 amino acids)
Biological process (GO): intracellular iron ion homeostasis
Cellular component (GO): nucleus; cytosol
Molecular function (GO): 2 iron, 2 sulfur cluster binding
Source: RefSeq, a predicted model, not a curated record